Molecule: messenger RNA, 2200 nt
Organism: Sardina pilchardus (European sardine)
Lineage: Eukaryota; Metazoa; Chordata; Actinopteri; Clupeiformes; Clupeidae
Gene: cnga3a
Product: cyclic nucleotide gated channel subunit alpha 3a
Exons: 8
Coding region: 1-2184 (727 amino acids)
Biological process (GO): monoatomic cation transmembrane transport
Cellular component (GO): intracellular cyclic nucleotide activated cation channel complex; plasma membrane
Molecular function (GO): protein-containing complex binding; intracellularly cGMP-activated cation channel activity; intracellularly cAMP-activated cation channel activity
Source: RefSeq, a predicted model, not a curated record
AUGGCGAAGAUCUGCACUAAAAAGUCCUACCCAACCAAUCAUACGUUUCCAGUUGCCAACUCCGAUGAUGACUCAGGCAAUAGCCGCAGCAGAGCACACUCUGCCUGUGAGGACGCGUCCUCGGCGGUACAAGGUGCCGCCUCCACUGAAACAAGCGGACUCCCCGGGUCACGCCGGGGUUCUUUCACAGGCACAGGAGCCAUGGCCAGGCUUCGCGGCGAGGAAGAGCGGCGCGACUCCUUCCUGGAGCGUUUCCGCGGGCCCGAGCUUAAGGACCUGAGCAGCCGUGGCAGUACCGCCCAGUCCUCCCUGGGUCAGUCCGAUGGACCCAGGAAGAGGAAUAAUCCCAAGCAUUGGCCCCUGGCCACUUACAACAUGAACAACUGCAACAACACAGAUGACAAAAAAGAUGACAAAAAGGACGAGAUAAAGAAAGAUGAGAAAAAAGAGGAUGAGAAAAAAGACGGGGACAAAAAGGAGGAGGAGAAAAAAGAUGAGAAGAAAGAUGACAAAAAGGAGGAGAAGAAAGAUGAGAAGAAAGAUGACAAAAAGGAUGAUAAAAAGGCAGAGGAGCCAAAGAAGGAAAUCUGGAUCAUGGACCCAGCAACAGACAAGUACUACAGGUGGCUCACAGUCAUCGCUCUGCCAGUGUUUUACAAUCUUAUUAUGCUUGUUACAAGGUCUUCCUUUGAUGAACUCCAGGAGAACUACACCAUUCUUUGGAUUAUAUUGGAUUACUCUUCAGAUGCGAUCUACUACACUGAUUGGUUUGUCAAAGCAAGAACAGCAUUUCUGGAACAAGGACUUCUUGUAAAAGACUCGAAGAAAUUGCGAGACAAUUAUAUAGCAAAACCUAUAUUCAAGUAUGACAUGCUGGCAAUGUUUCCAACUGAUCUGCUGUUUAUCAAGUAUGGAUACAACAACCCUAUGUUUAGAUUUAACCGCUUGUUCAAAAUGUCUCGACUCUUUGAGUUCUUCGAGCGCACCGAAACCAGAACGAGUUUUCCCAACGUGUUCCGAAUCAGCAACCUUGUACUCUACAUCCUGAUCAUUAUCCACUGGAAUGGUUGCCUGUUCUUCUCCAUCUCAAAAACCAUUGGCUUUGGCAAGGACACCUGGGUGUAUCCCAACACCAGCCAUCCCGAGUUCGGUCGCCUGGCCCGGAAGUACAUCUACUGCCUCUAUUGGUCCACCCUCACUCUCACCUGUAUCGGAGAGGUCCCGCCGCCCGUCUCCGACCUGGAGUAUCUUUUCGUUGUGACCGACUUCCUCGUGGGUGUGCUGAUCUUCGCUUCCAUCGUCGGUAACGUCGGUUCCAUGGUGUUGAACAUGAACGCCUCCCGAACAGACUUCCAGACUAAAGUGGAUUCCAUCAAGCAGUACAUGUCUUCCCGGCAGGUCUCCAAGGACCUGGAGGCGAGAGUCAUCAAGUGGUUCGACUACCUCUGGACGGAGAAUAAGACCUGCGACGAGAAAGCCGUGCUUAAGAACCUCCCGGACAAGCUGAAGGCGGAGAUCGCCGUCAACGUCCACUUGGACACGGUGAAGAAGGUGCGCAUCUUCCAGGACUGUGAGGCAGCGCUGCUGAUUGAACUGGUGCUAAAGCUCCAGCCGCAGGUGUUCAGCCCCGGGGACUACAUCUGCAAGAAGGGCGACAUCGGGAGAGAGAUGUACAUCAUCCAGGACGGGAAGCUGGCUGUGGUGGCGGACGAUGGCAUCACGCAGUUUGUGGUGCUCGGAGAGGGUGCCUACUUUGGGGAGAUCAGCAUCCUGGGAAUCAAAGGCAGUAAGGCAGGCAACAGGAGAACAGCCAACAUUCGGAGUGUGGGCUACUCCGACCUAUUCGCCCUCUCCAAAGAUGACUUGAUGGAGUCUCUCACUGAGUACCCAGAAGCCAAGAAGGCCCUGGAGGAGAAGGGAAAAGCGAUCCUGAUGAAGGACAACCUGAUCGACGAGGCCAUUGCCAACGCGGGAUCAGACCCGAUGAUCAUUUUGGACAAGAUUAUGCACCUUCAGACAAACGUUGACAAAACCACAACCUUGUUUGCCAGAAUGAUGGCUGAACAGGUGUCCACCCAGGCCAAGCUCAAGGAUCGGGUCAAAAUAAUGGAGACACAGGUGAAAUCUCUGUGCAAGGAGGAAGAGGUGGUCGAGGACAAAAAGGAAGAACCACCAAAAAAAUAACUAACUGAAUGUACCA